AUGGCACCACCCAGCGGUGAAGCCUCCUAUAAAAAGCAGGCGGGCGUCUUGGCCAUUUCAAAAGAUAGAAAAUCGGUUUCAUGGAGUCCGGCGCAACCCCCCGACUCGGCUCCUACCCUGGUGAUAUCAGCAGUAAACGUGACCAAUCUACAGCAGACUCCAGAAUCUAGUGCGAAAGUGAUGCUGAAAAUCUUUGCUCAAGAUCCAGGUCAAUCUGAGGCAGCAGCACAUGUUUUCACCUUCACCUCACGAAGCGACCCUCGAAGCGAAGCAAAUUCAAUCAAGGACGCCCUUGCCAAUGUGAUCCAGGCCCAAAAAGCCGCACAAAAUGCAACUGCCGAAACGACUGGCGGUCAGUCCGCUGCUAUGACCAUAGCGCACGCCGUUGCAGGCGGAACUAAGACUGCGAAUUCAUGGGAGGACGAUGAGCGCUUAAAGUCGGAUGUCAAAUUACAACAAUCUCUCAUGCAGCAAGAUCCCGAAUUGCAGCGAACCUUCAUGGAAGCUCUGAGUUUGAAGCCAGAAACGAUAUCCAACAUGCAAUUCACAGCUCAAUUCUGGUCCUCUCGAGUUCAAUUGCUCAGGGCACACGCGAUUGCUCAAAGCCAGGGAAGGGGCAAAUAUAACGUUUUCUCCGAACUACGCCGUGAGGAUGGAGGCACCAAGCUCAGUCUUACGGGAGAUCAUGUUCGUGCUAUAUUCGAACAGUAUCCUGUCAUGCGCAUUAUCUACGACGAGGUUGUCCCCGACAAGUGUAAGUCGGAAACGGAGUUCUGGUCGCGCUUCUUCCAAAGUCAGCUCUUCAUGAAACUACGGGGCUUGAAAUUUGAUCCAGCUAGAGAAUCUAGAGACAAAUAUCUGGAUACGGAAGAAUUUCUGAACCAUCCAGAAUUGACAGGACUUCGGCCCACAUCUUCCGAGCUACAUAUUCCCAAAUUCAUCGAUUUAGAAGGCAAUGAGGAAAAUCACAGCCGGCGGCAGGGAAAUAGGCCCGACAACGAACUGCGCGCCACAGUUCUUGACAAAGCACCGAUAAUACGCAAGUUGAACGCCCUUUCUGAAAAGCUUAUGGCCACUGUCCGUCCAUCAGAUGUCGAUGCCUCUGCUCCAAUUGGGAUGACCGAGGCUGAAUACGACCGACUUCGCUUGCGGGACCUUGAAGGCGACCCCGAACAACAACGUAUCAUCUUGAAUAUCCGUGAUCAAAGCCGUUUCUUUGGGGAAAAUCGUGAUCGGCAAAAUGGUGAAGCCACCACAGACCUCAAUCCUUUCCGCAACAUCGACCCCUCCAAAGCUAUCAAGGAGGUCCACAAGGACAUCUCCUCCCAUUUUCCACAGCCAGGAACGGGCGUUAUUCCGAUCGACCCUUUUGAGGGCGAAGAUGAAGAAAUGCAAGAUAAUGAAGAUUCCCAAGCUGAAACCGGCUCAUCGAUAGCUAUGAAUCAUAUUCUCUCCCUUGUUCAAGCGCACCGCGACCAAACAUCCGAGAUCCCCGAAGCAUCAGGCCUCAGUACAGCGAUCUAUGACCGUCUAACGCUCACGCACGCCACAACCAUUGAAUUCUUGCGCCAAUUUUGGAACGCAUUUCUGUCAGGCGACGCAUCGCGCGCCAACGAAGUAUCCUCGCUGGUCGACAGUCUCAACCGGGCCCUCGACCGUAUCAACGUCAUCGCUCAGGACGCCGAGAAGGAGCGUCAGGCACACAUCAAAUCCCAGGAGAGAGCGAUCGAAGAGAGGUUUAGGAAAACCGGAAAGAGACACAGGAUCGACCAUCGUCAGAUACGCGGAGGUGGGAAAGUCGUGCGACAUCUCCUCGGUCCAAUCAUCAAGAGUCUGGCCAAUGCUGUUGCGAGGUAUAAGCAGGCCUUUGAGGAGCAGACAAGUCACGCCAGCGCCGAAGGUUGA
This is a messenger RNA of Exophiala bonariae, 1905 nucleotides long. RefSeq lists its product as uncharacterized. The record is from RefSeq and is a predicted model, not a curated record. The coding region runs from base 1 to 1905 and encodes 634 amino acids. The transcript has a single exon. Lineage: Eukaryota; Fungi; Ascomycota; Eurotiomycetes; Chaetothyriales; Herpotrichiellaceae. Gene Ontology annotation, biological process: transcription by RNA polymerase I; transcription by RNA polymerase II; nucleotide-excision repair. Gene Ontology annotation, cellular component: transcription factor TFIIH core complex; transcription factor TFIIH holo complex.